Molecule: messenger RNA, 1023 nt
Organism: Ruditapes philippinarum (Manila clam)
Lineage: Eukaryota; Metazoa; Mollusca; Bivalvia; Venerida; Veneridae
Product: E3 ubiquitin-protein ligase DZIP3-like
Exons: 5
Coding region: 298-1023 (241 amino acids)
Source: RefSeq, a predicted model, not a curated record
UGAACCUUUCCAUCUAUUAAGCAAUCCGGAAGUAUACUGCAUAAUAUCAUCGGGAGGACAAACAGAGGACACACAUUUCUGUUUGGGAUAGUAUAUUUGUCAUAACUCUGGUGUAAUUUGUUAAUUUUCUUGUAUUAUAUACAUAAAACAGGAAAAGUGAUAUUCAUGUGCGGGGUUUUUGAUUUGGUUAAAACAAACUUUCACUCGAUCAAAUGGGAAAAAGAAUGGAUUGUAACAUGGAUUGGUGAUUUCAUAUGUGGCUGUAACACAAUUUAAACAAGUCAAAAAGUAAAGGAAAUGGCAAGUGGUGGUGAGACCUUGUUUGCAGAGACGCUUAGUAAUGAUGUACUACUAUACCGUUUGCAAAUUCUCAUAUGUGAUGGAGGCCUGCUGGUUCUGAGAAAUAUCCUAGACCAGACCCUUGCUGCUCAAGGCAUAACUUUAAGAGCAUGUUUGGAUAGUGAAAAGUCAACAGUUAGACAUUUAAAAAAUCGGGGUGUUAUUACGCAGGAACAAUAUGAUAUAUUGUUUCCAGAUUAUGAUCGAAUACCAACUACAACAGAUAUGGACAUCUCACUUGUCAUUUGUCUUCUUAGAAACCUGAAGUGUUUUGGAUUGAGUCAAAGGUUUGACUGGGAUGCAACGCCAAUAUCAAGUGAUGUAUCGGUUGAAGCAGAUAUAUGUCGUUUGAGGACUUUAAGAGAUAAAAUUUGUCACAUGUCAACAACAAGUCGAAUACAACCCACUGAUUUUGCAACUGUGUGGAGUGACAUUGAGGAGGUACUUGUUCGAAGAAGUUUCCCUGCUCUGAAUAUGCAACAAAUAAUUGCCGAUUUCAAAAAUUGCCCUCUAGAUCCAGAGGAAAGUAAAAAGAUUCAGAAAGAAGUAAAAAAGUGGAAGGACUAUGAAGCUGAUGUUGGUCGUUUGGAAGAUGAAAUGAAAGAAAUAUCAGCAAAUGUUUCUGAUGUGAGCAAGAAACGCGAGGAGAUAAAAAUACCACAAUAUCAAAACCGACUUUUUUAA